AUGGCGGGUAGCCGCAGCGGCAGCAGCUGCCAGGCAAUAGAAAAUCAGCUAAAGAUAUGUGGCUUUAAGAGGGAUGUGGAUGUCUCAGUGUUGUACCUUGCUGGACAGGGACUAAAAGAAGUCCCUAAUCUGUCACGAUUUCAGACCUUAAGGUAUUUGUGGCUUAACAACAAUAAGAUCCAGAAGCUAACAUUCUUGAUCAAUAAUUAUCGCUUGACAGAACUCUACCUCAACAAUAAUGAGCUCACAGAUAUAGCAGGGGCUCUGAAACAUUUGCAUGCAUUGCAGAUCUUGUUGCUUCACAACAACCAGCUGAAAAACCUUGACACAACAGUGAAGGAACUAAAGGGAAUGAUAAGUCUGCAAACCCUAAAUCUAUUUCACAACCCUCUGUCACAAGAUCCAGGGUACCGUCUUUAUGUGACAUACUUCCUUCCCUCAGUACAGCUCCUCGACAGGAAGAAAGUUACUCAAAAAGAAAGGGAAUCAGCUUUACAUAUUUACAACCAUGAAAGGUCCCGUGUUCUCCAGUCUAUAGGUUUUGGAAAGAGAAUAGAUAUGCCAUUGGUGACUAAGACAGUAUCUACCAGAAGCACUCCAUGUGCCAAAAGUUUGCUGCUGUCUCCAGGUUAUGAAGUUGCAAAUCACAUAAAUAAAGUUCCAUUUGAGAACCCUGAAGAUGCUGUUUUUGUGAGGGCAAUGAAGAGAUCUAUAAUGGAAUUUUCCUCUGUGGACUGGAAUAAAAUACCCACCUGUCUAGGAAUAUGCCUUGAAAACAAACCAGAAGAACCCCAUGAGAAACUGACAGUCAAAUUCAGAUAACUCUUUGGUUCCUUAAUAAAAUAUGUACCUUCAUGUUGGAUAUUAAACUUUUAUUGUAAGUUAAUAUCCAUAAGACAUGUAUGCUAUAACUUAUGCUUGAUUAAAAGAACUUUCAGCAGGAAAAAUUUAAAUUCAUUUCCUUUAAUCCCAAAUGUGGGGAUUCAAGGAUUAAAGUUAGAAAAUGCUAUA
Messenger RNA from Trachemys scripta elegans, 1011 nucleotides. It is a transcript of the gene LRRC72, whose product is annotated as leucine rich repeat containing 72. The coding region runs from base 1 to 822 and encodes 273 amino acids. Gene Ontology annotation, molecular function: protein binding. The transcript has 9 exons. The record is from RefSeq and is a predicted model, not a curated record. NCBI's taxonomy places the organism in Eukaryota, Metazoa, Chordata, Testudines, Emydidae.